AUGGGUCAAAACGCCCAAACCGAAAUCAAGUUGCACAGGGCACAUCGGAUAGGCCGAUACCAGCCAAAUAAAGUGCGGCCAAUUGUUGCGAAAUUCGCAUACUACCCGGACAAGGAGAGGGUUCGCAGGGAGUCAAGGGAACUAAAAGGUACCCCUUUCGGAAUAUCCGAGCAAUAUCCACAGGAAGUUAUGGAGGCCCGACGAAGGCUAGUACCCAUCAUGAAAAAGGCAAGAUCCGAGGCGGGCUUGCGCCAAUCAAUCAAUUUGAGCUCUGGUCACCGUUCGAGAUUCUGCGUGAGACAUGUGAUAACCAUUGACAGGGUGGUUACCCCUAUUUGGUACAUCAUUGGCUUCAUCGGGAACCCCAUCUCGGCAAAAAUAUGGUUUUCAAGGAAAGUGAGCAGUUCCAAUCCCUCUGCAGUCUAUUUUGGCUCUCUUGACAUUGUUGAAACUCUGUACCUCAUUUUGCACGUGAUUUACGAACUUCACGUGGCUUGGGGUUACAACACGUACCAUAAACGAGUAUCCUGCGAGAUAUUCAACUUUCUCUUUUUGACACCUCAGUACAUGGUACCUAUGCUUGUAUUGGGAUUUACAACCGAGCGAUAUAUCGCCGUCUGCCAUCCGUUUGUCAAACAGAAAUAUUGUACUGUUACCCGUGCAAAGAUCGUGAUAGGAUGUAUGUCUGCUACUUCGGUCGUGUUGGGAUUGGUUCAAGUGUACAUUUGGGCGUUUGAUGACGUUCUCGGGUGCGUCUUUCGUCCUUCCGCAAUAGGGUUUCACACUGUAUGGACAUGGAUAACGGAGAUGUUGCUUUUUCUUGUAAUCCCGGUCGCUUGCCUCGUCAUUAACGGGUUAGUAAUCCGAGAAAUAAAGCGCAUUCAGGUACAGAGUGCAGCUCAUGGACAUGGGGCCAAUCCAGCCUCAACAACAACCUUGUUAUGUGUCUCAUUUUAUUUCAUAUUUACACUGCUUCCAGCGACAAUUGUUUACGCCAUACAGACAUCUAUUCCACAAGGGGAUCCGUAUUUAAAGCUUGACAAAUGGGCAAGUGACCCCACGUGGAAGGCAUAUUUCCUUUAUCUAACAAUACGCAAAGUCGUUGAGGAAAUAUGUCUUUCCAAUUACGCGUCAUAUUUUAUUAUUUAUUAUGUCACUGGGGUGUACUUUAGAAGAGCAUUCACUGACUUAUUUAUGUGGGCGAAUUUUUCGAUAAGGAGAAAAUCUUUUAAUAGAGCAACGACUUCCGACUACAUUCCGACAUGUAAUGGAAAAGCACUGUGUUCUGAGACAUUCGUGCUCAACGAAAUGGAUGAUCAGUGAAUUUGCGUAAAAAAUAACAGAAAACCGUUAGAAGCAGAAGAAUGUACAUUGUAAACAAUGAUUAUCUUGUUACAUAGACAAACAUAUAGACCCAGACUGCAAGCGUUGUUUAAACAUGUUCAAACAAAACUUUAUAACUCAGCCAUUCCUUGUACUUGCCGCGAUAUCACUAUAUGUGUAUUGUGUAUGUAUAUGUAAAAACAUAAUUUAAUGCCAUCAUUAUUUCAAUGGUGCGUUUGUAAUACAUGUGUAUAAUUUAACUUAUACAUGCAUACUGAAAUAUA
Molecule: messenger RNA, 1607 nt
Organism: Dreissena polymorpha
Lineage: Eukaryota; Metazoa; Mollusca; Bivalvia; Myida; Dreissenidae
Product: growth hormone secretagogue receptor type 1-like
Exons: 5
Coding region: 1-1323 (440 amino acids)
Biological process (GO): G protein-coupled receptor signaling pathway
Cellular component (GO): plasma membrane
Molecular function (GO): G protein-coupled receptor activity
Source: RefSeq, a predicted model, not a curated record